Talpa occidentalis (Iberian mole) is the source of this 618-nucleotide messenger RNA. Its product is annotated as keratin-associated protein 4-3-like. Bases 1 to 618 code for a protein of 205 amino acids. The record is from RefSeq and is a predicted model, not a curated record. Gene Ontology annotation, cellular component: keratin filament. NCBI's taxonomy places the organism in Eukaryota, Metazoa, Chordata, Mammalia, Eulipotyphla, Talpidae. The transcript is spliced from 2 exons.
AUGGUCCACUCUCGCUGUGGCUCUGUGUGCUCCAAGCAGAGCUGUGAAGAGUCCUGCUGCUGUCGGCCCCAGUGCUGCCAGUCUGUGUGCUGCCGGCCCAGCUGCUGCAUCUCCAGCUGCUGCCGCCCCAGCUGUGGCUCCAGCUGUUGCAGGCCCAGCUGCUGCAUCUCCAGCUGCUGCCGCCCCAACUGUGUUUCCAGCUGUUGCAGGCCCAGCUGCUGCAUCUCCAGCUGCUGCCGCCCAGCUGUCUGUGUUUCCAGCUGUUGCAGGCCCAGCUGCUGCAUCUCCAGCUGCUGCCGCCCCAGCUGUGUUUCCAGCUGUUGCAGGCCCAGCUGCUGCAUCUCCAGCUGCUGCCGCCCCAGCUGUGUUUCCAGCUGUUGCAGGCCCAGCUGCUGCAUCUCCAGCUGCUGCCGCCCCAGUUGUGUUUCCAGCUGCUGCAGGCCCACUUGCUGCAUCUCCAGUUGCUGCCGCCCUAGCUGUGGUUCCAGCUGUUGCAGGCCCAGCUGCUCCAUCUCUAGCUGCUACCAGACCACCUGCUGCAAGACCACCUGCUGCAGACCCAGCUGCUGUGUGUCCAGCUGUUGCCGCCCAGCCUGCUCCAGUGCUUCUUGCUGCUAA